Otolemur garnettii (small-eared galago) is the source of this 3308-nucleotide messenger RNA. It is a transcript of the gene CD101, whose product is annotated as CD101 molecule. The record is from RefSeq and is a predicted model, not a curated record. NCBI's taxonomy places the organism in Eukaryota, Metazoa, Chordata, Mammalia, Primates, Galagidae. The transcript has 10 exons. The coding region runs from base 66 to 3080 and encodes 1004 amino acids.
UUGUCACUCAGCUUCUGCAAACAUCAGUGACUCUGCUGGGACAGGAAAGGUCUGUGCUGGCCCAAAUGGCAGGCGUCUCCUAUGUGGCAUCUUUCUUUCUGUUUCUGACUAAGCUCAGCGCUGGCCAGAGACAAGUAACAGUUCAGAAAGGACCGCUGUUCAGAGCUGAGGGUUACCCUGUCAGCAUUGGCUGCAACGUAACUGGCCACCAGGGACCCUCUGAGCAGCAUUUCCAGUGGUCUAUUUACCUGCCAGCAGCCCCGACCCGGGAAGUCCAGAUCAUCAGCACCAAGGAUGACACCUUCACCUACGCGUUGUAUGCACAGCGGGUGCGAAACAGGGAAAUCUACGUGGAGAGGGUCCGGGGCAACUCGGUCCUGUUGCACAUCUCAAAGCUUCAAAUGAAGGAUGCUGGUCAGUAUGAGUGCCACACGCCAAACACCGAUGAGAAAUACUACGGAAACUACAGUGGAAAGACCAGUCUGAUUGUUAUUCCAGAUACCCUCUCUGCCACCAUGAGUUCACAGACUCUCAGUAAGGAGGAAGGUGAGCCAUUAGAGCUCACCUGCCAGGCAUCCAAAGCCACGGCCCAACACACUCACCUCUCUGUCGCCUGGUACCUGAUGCAACAUGGAGGAAGAAGCCAACCCACCGAGAUUAUUUCUCUCUCCAAAGAUUUUAUGCUGCUCCCUGGGCCCUUGUAUGCAGAGAGGUUUACAGCUGGCGAUGUGCGACUCAGCAAGCUUGGGGCCAUGACCUUCAGGCUGUCCAUAGGGAGUCUCCAGCCCUCAGAUGAAGGCCAGCUGUUCUGUGAGGCAACAGAAUGGAUUCAGGAUCCAGAUGAAACCUGGAUGCUCAUCACGAAAAAGCAGACCGAUCAAACCACAUUGAGGGUUCAGCCAGCAGUGAGAGAUUUUCAAGUCAACAUCACAGCUGACAGCUCAUUUGCUGAAGGGAAACCCUUAGAACUGUUCUGCCUGGUGGUGGGAAGUGGCCGGAACCCACAGCUUCAGGGUGUUUGGUUCUUCAAUGGGAGUGAAAUUGCCCACAUUGAUGCUGACGGAGUCCUGGACCUGAAGGACAACUACAAAGACAGAGCCAGUCAAGGGCAGCUCUGGGUUUCAAAGUUAGGCCCCAAGGCUUUCUCUCUCAAGAUCUUUUCUGUGGGCCUGGAGGAUGAAGGCACCUACAGAUGUGCCGUGGCAGAGGUGGCGAGAACUCAGACGGGCUCCUGGCAAGUGCUGCAGAGAAAGCAGUCUCCAGACAGCCACGUGCAGCUGAGGAAGCCAGCAGCAAGAAGUGUGGUUAUGUCUACCCAGAACAAGCAGCAAGCUGUGUGGGAAGGAGAGGUGCUCACUCUGGUCUGCAAGGUGGGUGGCACUGAAAGUCCCCUAUCUGUGAGCUGGUGGCACAUCCCACAGGACCGGACACCCCCAGAGUUUGUGGCUGCCAUGGGGCAGGAUGGCAUUGCACAGCUGGGUGCCUCCCAUAGCAGACCCAGUUACCAUGGCAACACCAGGCUGGAGAAAGUGGACUGGGCCACCUUCCAACUGGAGAUCACCUCCACCACCCUCGCAGACAGUGGCGCGUACGAGUGCCGAGUGUCUGAGAGGACCGGCGACCAGGCCAGGGGUCUGAGCUGGACUCAGAAGAUUUCAGUUACUAUAAAAUCCCUGGAGUCCAGUUUACAAGUUAGUCUGAUGAGCCGUCAACCGAAAGUGACAUUAGCCCAGGCCUUUGACCUGUCCUGUGUGGUAAGGGCCAGCUACUCUGACCUCAAGCUGCCACUCGCUGUGACGUGGCAGUUCCAGCCAGCUGGGGCCCAGGUCUUUCAUCAGUUUAUUCACAUCACCCAUAAUGGCACUAUUGAAUGGGGGGAUUCCCUACCCCAGUUCCCAAAGAAGACGAAGAUUUCACAGUCUUCAUUUCGUUCUCAACUCCUCAUCCAUGAUGCCACCCAGGAAGAGACAGGAGUGUAUCAGUGUAAAGUGGAAGUUUAUGGCAAAGAUUCCCUACGUACCAACGUCCCUGCCAGGGCCUCAGCCAUCUCUCACCCAUUGAAGAUAGUCAUCAGUUUACCAGAGAGCAAGCUAGAAGUGAACUCAAGCAGUCAAGUUCGAGAAGCAUCCAUCAGCUCCAACAUUGACAUAGAAUGUAGCAUCCUGUCCCGGUCCGUGGGAAACCUUCGGUUAGCCAUUAUUUGGUAUUUUUCCCCCAUUUCCAUGAGUGCUUCCCGGCUGAAGAUCCUGGAAAUGGACCAAACCAACGUUGUAAAGUAUGGGGAUGAAUUUCACACUCCACGGAGGAAACAAAAAUUUCACACGGAGAAAGUUUCCCAGGACUUGUUUCAGCUGCACGUUCUGAACGUGGAGGACAGCGACCAGGGCACAUAUCACUGUGCGGUGGAGGAGUGGCUGCUGUCCACAAACGGCACUUGGCUCAAGCUGGGCGGAAAGACGUCAGGACUGACAGAACUGAAACUCACGCCCACAGGAAGUAAGGUACAUGUGUCAAAAGUGUACUGGACAGGAAAUGUCACUGAGCACAGAGAGGUCAGCAUCCCCUGCAGCCUGGAGGGUCCAGGCAGCCCCGCCUCCCUGUACUCCGUGAUGUGGUACUGGAACGGAGGAGAGUCUGGACGUGAGCUGCUGGUGCACCUGCAGCACGAUGGUCUGCUGGAAUAUGGCGCCGAGGGGCGCAGGAGGCGCCUGCACUGUCACCGGGCAUCCGCUACAGACUUUGUCCUGCAGCUGCACCAGGUGAGGAUGGAGGAUGCCGGACUGUACUGGUGCAGGGUGGCAGAGUGGCAGCUCCAUGGACACCCAGGCAAGUGGGUCAACCAAGCGUCAGAUGAGUCGCAGCAGAUGGCGCUCACCGUGCUGCCUUCAGAGCCCUCGCUUCCCUCCAGGAUCUGCUCCUCGGCACCUUCCGUCUACUUCCUGCUCAUCUGCCCCUUGGUCCUGCUCGCUCUUCUGCUCCUGUCCCUUCUCGGCCUUCGCUGGCAGGCCCGGAAGCUGUCAGCACUGCGGUCACAGCUCCUGGAGAGAAGCAUCCCCCUCACACAGCCUCUGGGGACUUAAAUGAGCUCCCACAGCAACACCUCAGGAGAGGCCUUCCUCCCCUCCUCUGUCACCGGCUGGAGAUAAUCUUUCUUCUCUAGAUAAGAGGUGUAGGAAAGGGCCUGAUGCCAGCAAGGCAAAAGGAAUUGGAAACAUACUCUGUGUACCUAAACCUGCCUCCCCGACAGAAGGUAACUCCCUUCUAGGUGGAAACUCCAUUCUCCCCCACCUCCCAGCGGCAGCUCUGCA